AGGUACAACUAGUUAAUUAAACUGAUUACUUAACGAUAAAUUCGAUUACUUCGAAUCGUUUUGAGCAACCUUCAUCAAUACAUCGCAAACAUGACAAGAAGAACUUUUUUCCCAAGGGGAGGCAGGCGUCACGAGGAACGUUGCCCAAGGUUGGAAAAUAUGGCGUAUAGUGUUGAAACAUUUGAUCGAAAGAGAGACGCCGAAAUGAGAGCCAUCAAAGCAAGCCACAGAACAGACAUAGAAGAACUCAUGAGAACGCAUGUAAACAACAUUAAGAGCAUGCAAAACGAAAGUAUGGCUUGCUACAUAAGAGAUAUGGAAGGACUCAUGAAAAGGCAUGAAAACAAAAUCGAAGAAAUACGGAAAGAACAUACGGCUGAAAUGGAAUCCAAAGAAACAGAGCACAAAAGAGAUAAGGAAGAACUCAUGAAAAAGCAUGAAAAACAAAUUGAAAAUAUGCAAAAAGAAUUUACGGAUAGAAUGGAAGCCAAGGAAACAAGGCACAAAGAAACUAUUGAAGGACUGAUGAACAAAAUUGAGGAAAUGCAAAAUGCGCAUACGGAGCUAACUACCGAACUGAGAGAGGCAUUGGAAAGGUGCAAAACUGAGAAAGAACAAGUUCAAGUGUUGAAGAAUGAGGCUGAAACAAGAAAGAGUGAACUAUUAGAGUACAAAGAAAUGUGUGAAGAGGUCGUCGCAGAAAAUGCGAAGCUCCGAGAAAAUCUAACUCGGUGUGGUGUGCAAAAGACUAACUGGGGGAAAGUCAUUUGUCUUGCUAUUUUCGGGGGUGUGAUCGGAUUGUUUCUGGACGGUGUAGUUGGAUUGGCCAUUGGAGCUGUUUACGGAGGUAGAGCUGGCUAUAUUAGCGAUUCCAAAUUUUGA
Messenger RNA from Styela clava, 882 nucleotides. Lineage: Eukaryota; Metazoa; Chordata; Ascidiacea; Stolidobranchia; Styelidae. The record is from RefSeq and is a predicted model, not a curated record.